Boeremia exigua is the source of this 1047-nucleotide messenger RNA. RefSeq lists its product as uncharacterized. The record is from RefSeq and is a predicted model, not a curated record. The coding region runs from base 1 to 1047 and encodes 348 amino acids. Lineage: Eukaryota; Fungi; Ascomycota; Dothideomycetes; Pleosporales; Didymellaceae. The transcript has a single exon. Gene Ontology annotation, molecular function: acyltransferase activity, transferring groups other than amino-acyl groups.
AUGGAAGUCUACGAGCAUUCCCCCACGUCAUCGAUUCUACAGAAAGCCCUCAAGUCAUCUCUUCCAUACAGCAUCAACCUGGUUUACCGCACACAACAUCCCAAUCAAUCAGAACAUGCACACGUACUAUCAACAAUUCCCAUCUCAGCUACAGAAGUCCCGUCAUGCUGGGCAGCAGCAUACAUCGACCGGUCGACACGCCCUGGAACCGAGCUCUGGCUAUUCGCCGCAGGAGAGGACCCAAACCACGCAUCCCGGGCAGAUCAAACGCUCUGCUCGCAAUGUAAACUCGCCACCCUCGCACUCUUGGACUACAUGUCUUCGCUGCCCCACGCCCCACUCCAUCCAGACGAGCUCCCCAGUCUCGAGCUAGCGAAGCAGCACGAGAAAGAGCACCCAGAGUCCGGUCCCGGCGUCAUCUACCAGCUCUCGCCGGGGACGUACAUGCGACACCUCCUCUGGCCUGGAGUUGUGACGCUGGGCGCGUGCCACCAUCUUCUCGUGUCGCUGUGCCGCGACGCAGGGAUUCUGCGCGAAGAAUUUCCUGGCGCAACCGCUGUAUUGAACAAGUUUCUGUUCAGAAUCGAGGACCUCCCUGCUGUCAGGGAGCUGCCGCAGGGGCUGCGGUGGGGGAAAAUGAGAGAGCAGGACCUGUCUGUUGUGCAGCAACGCACGAGUAUCCCACGAGCGACGCGCACGCUGAUGAGUCUGCAGAGUCAAGGUGUGUUUGAGGAAGCUACGGAUAGGGCUGUCGCGUGGACGUUCUUGGGUCUGGAUGGCAGCUUGACGACGCUCCAUACAGAGCCUGAGUGGCGGGGGAAGGGGGUCGCAAAGGCGAUUGCGGCGAAAAUCAUUGGUGAGUACGCACCAGGUUUGGCUGUUGAUGAACGCGGGACGGCGUGGAGUCAUGCGGACGUGUAUGUUGGUAAUGUGCAGAGCGAAAGUGUGUGUAGGAGUUUGGGGGGCAAGGCAAUGUGGAAGCAUUAUUGGGUACGAAUAGAUCUUUCGAGGGCAGGUUCACUGGCUAGACAUGCAUCACAAGCGUAG